AUGUCUGCACGUCGCCCUCCCCCCGCCUACACGGCACCCCCCAAUUCAGGGAUCCAUGCCACUUCGCAGCUUUACCGAUCAAUUUCCGCGACUUCUUCCAGCCCCUCUGCACGUGUCCCCAAAGAAUCCUUUACCAUUCGACCAUGCUCCGGGCAGGCGUGGGUUGUCCCCGCAGGCCACAUCUGCCGACUCACCACGCCGAAGGGACCCCAGGUCGGGGACCUGAACAUCUGGAACGCCAACAAUCCCCGGGAGCGAAUGUGGGCUGCGCGCACACGGCAGAUCCACGCCUCUCACGUCUCCGUGGGCGACCGGCUGUGGUCCAAUCUGCCGUAUCUGCGGCCUCUCGUCACCAUCACGGGCGACUCACUUGGCGGCGGCCAGCUGCAUGAAGUACUUGGGCCGGAUGGCAAGCGCAACCCAGAGGUUGUGUUUGGGACCACUCAGUUCGGGGGCCGGGUGCACGACUUGAUGGGCACCCGUUGCGAUCCUUACGUGAACCUUCUCAUGGGCGGCGAGACCUUCGACUUCCACUGCCAUUCGAACCUUACGCGGGCCGUGGUCCCCCAUGGCCUAACGGAGCUGGAUGUGCACGAUGUGUUGAACGUGUUCCAGGUGACCGGGCUGGAUGAGGAGGGCAAGUAUUUCAUGGAGACCUCGCCUGCCAAGGCGGGCGAGUACUUUGAAUUCUUCGCCGAGGUGGAUGUUCUGUGCGCAUUGUCUGCAUGCCCUGGUGGUGAUCUUUCCAACUGGGGAUGGGAUGAUAAGGAGGGUGGCAUGGGAGCUACCACACGGCCCCUUGGUGUGGAGGUGUACCAAUUGGCGGAUGACAAUGUUCUUGAAGGGUGGAAGGAGCCCCAAAGCCCACCAUAUGAGGGCAUGCACGGGCUGCAAAUGCCAGCUCGUGAGCAGGACGGGGCUGGGUAUGUUGGCUUGUAG
Messenger RNA from Penicillium alfredii, 939 nucleotides. RefSeq names its product urea carboxylase-associated family protein. Bases 1 to 939 code for a protein of 312 amino acids. The record is from RefSeq and is a predicted model, not a curated record. Lineage: Eukaryota; Fungi; Ascomycota; Eurotiomycetes; Eurotiales; Aspergillaceae. The transcript has 2 exons.